GGUGACCAUAGGCACCGCACUGCCGUCUGUUCUCACCCACAAUUCCUCUGAGCAGGAACCGGCUAAUUUGUGUCAUCGAGGCAGAGAGAGGGGGAUCCCGAGGACAGGAGUGGAGGAUCCAGCAGAACAAAGCGGAAUAAUUGGUGCAUUUGCGGCACACAGAACUGGAAAAUUGGAUUGUAUUUAUCUUUUCUCGAUCUUUUAGACUCUACUUCCCGCUUCGUCCUGUUGCGUUGCAAGCCCUCAUUGUGGCCGGAGUGAUCUCCUCCUUUUGUGUGGCUCUGCAGUUGUUUAUUCACACUCCCAACUUCUGCCUCCUGUUUCUGCAAAUAGGAGGUUUCGUUUCUAUUUUUCUCGUAUCUGCCUAAACGGAAUGAAUGACAAAAACAAAGGAGGUUGAUGUCCACAACUCUCCGACUCACCUCGUCUUCGCCUCGCCCAAGGAACGAAGACUCCAUCUCCGGCAGAAGAUGGAAAGCGGAGGCGGGACGGAGUGCUCGGAUAGCGGCCAGGCGCAGCACGCGGUGCCCGGUCAGCAGCCCGAAUCUGCGGACCUUUCUGCCGUGCUGUCCGCUCACACUCCAGGCCAGAAGAAGAAGAUCAACCGGGCCCCAUCUCCGGCGAGACCGAAGGAUGUACCCGGGUGGUCGCUCACGAAGAUCCGAGGAGGGAUUGGGACCCCGACCCUGAGUGUCAAGCCAGGAGCCAUUCAUCUGGGUAGCCGCAUAUCCAGGCGCAGCCCCGUGGGAAGUCUUGCUGGGAAGGACGGCAAAGGGGAGAAGAGUGGUGGCGGAAAACCCGCCGGCAAAUCCUCCCUCUCUGGUGGCAUGUCCUCCAAGGGCUCGGCGUCCAAGGCCAUCAAAAGCACCGUAGCGCGGAGGAAGGUGUCCGACGCCAGCAUAGGAUCCGAUGAUUUAUCCAAGGAUUCUGGAUGCGCCCCGGGGAAGCUCUCCCCAACCGACAGCAGCUCCGAGCUGUCGGACUGCGCCUCUGAGGAAAACAAGCUGUCCACGGACGCUGUGAGCAGCGACGCCGAGUCGAGGAGUAGCAGGGGCGGCGGGCCGGAGUUAGAGAAGCCGCUCAGGGAUGGCGCGUUGGCGGACAGAACCAGCCAACAAGCUGCUGCUGCUGCUGCUAAGACCACCUGCUCCUCCGGAGAGAAGGACCGGCUCUCCACCGGUAUCGAGACGGGAGAAGGGAGCAUAUCCCCGGGCGAGGAGCGAUCGGUCACCUCAUUUGAUAGCCGGGUGCCCGCCAGCACAUCUCUGGCUUUCUCAGACCUCACAGAGGAGUUUAUGGACAGCAUGCACGAGGAGUUUGUCAGGGAAAUAGAAGAGCUGAGAUCUGAGAAUGAUUACCUCAAAGAUGAGAUGGAGGAAUUGAGAUCUGAGAUGCUGGAGAUGAGGGACAUGUACAUGGAGGAAGACGUUUACCAGUUGCAGGAACUGCGGCAACAGCUGGAGCAGGCAAACAAGACCUGCCGCAUCCUGCAGUACCGGCUGAGGAAGGCAGAACGACGCUCUAUCCGCGUGGCCCAAACAGGACAAGUGGAUGGAGAACUGAUACGAACACUAGAGCAGGAUGUAAAAGUGGCAAAGGACGUGUCCAUCCGUCUCCACAGCCAGCUGGACAGUGUGGAGAAGAAGAGGAGUCGUCUUGAGCAGGAGAAUGAGGAGCUGAGGGUCCGCCUGCAGGAUCUGGAGAUCGCUAAACAGGUCCUGCAGCAGGAGAUUGACAAGAACUCCCAGAAGAAACGAGGAGCACGACCCAACAACAAACCUGACAAAAAGCUCGCCGCACAGGAGGACAGUUCAGACCUGAAAUGUCAACUCCACUUUGCCAAAGAGGAAUCAGCCCUGAUGUGCAAGAAGCUGACCAAACUGGUGAAGGACAGCGAGGCCAUGAAGGAGGAGCUGGCCAAGUACAGGUCGCUCUACGGAGACAUCAACGCCUCCCUCACUGUGGAGGAGGUUGCUGACUCCCCCCACACCCGUGAGGCAGAAAUCAGAGUCCACCUAAAGCUGGUCGAGGAGGAGGCUAACCUACUGAGUCGACGCAUUGUGGAGCUGGAGGUGGAGAACAGGGGGCUACGGGCUGAGAUGGACGACAUGAAGGGCCCGCAAGAUGGUCCUCAAGAGCUCAGUGGUGUUGGCGGCGGUCUUGGGGCAGCGCUCGGCCUCACAGGAGGGGCCAUGGUGCUUGGCGGCGGGGCUUCAUCUGAAAACGUCAUGGAGCUCCAGAGACACCUGCAGUUUGUGGAGGAAGAGGCAGAGCUGCUGAGGAGGUCUCUCAUUGAGAUGGAGGAACAAAAUAAACUUCUGAUGAACGAGAUAAACCGCUAUAAAUCUGAGCUCCCGCCUCCUGCAUCCGCGCUGUCGUCCAACUCAUUAAUGUCGCUGACAGACGGGAUGCUCAACGACAGUCCGGUGCACACGUUACAGGAAGGGUCGGUGCUUAUCAGCACUGACACCCCGACUCAGGAGGAGGAGCUCCGACUGGCGACGCUUCAGAUUGGAGAACUAAGCGGGAAGGUGAAGAAGCUUCAGUAUGAGAAUCGCGUGCUUCUGUCCAACCUACAGCGCUGUGAUCUGGCUUCCUAUCACUCUCCCACCUCUUCAUCCUCCUCCUCUUCAUUAAGACUGGCUCUGGAGACGGAUGCAGAGGCUGGAGACUCAGCUGAGUGCCUCCCCAGCAGUCCACCGCAGCGCAAGGAGCCGGUAGGGGGUGAGAAUGACGCCCUUGAGAUUAAGGAACAGAAAAAGAAGAUUGAGGACAAUGCUGACGCCACAACAUCGCUGCCUGUGUGCCUGGGGCAGAAGGACCAUGAUGCCUUGCUAGCCAUGAGGGACCAGGCUCGCUUGGUUUCUACAGCUAUACAGCUCCUGACCUCCCCCGAGUCUAACUGCCUCUCUUCAUCCCCAUCCAUCUUUCACAAGGUCUGCAACAGUGAGGCAGCAGAGCCGUGUGAUCUGGAGAAACCGCAGCCUCACAGCCAGAUCUCAGGGCUGUCCGAUCUGGCCGACCGUCCUCUCGUUGGUGCUCUGACCAGCAGGCUUCAGGCCCUGCACAGCCAGCUUCAGUCCUUUGUGGAGAAAGUAGACAGCCUGGGUAGGACCCCAGCGGGUGGCAGGGACCUUGAGUUGGAAGGGGAGUCGCCUUGCACCUCCACCUCCUGCUCUGGAGACGGCCAGGAUCCACAGAACAGGGUGGAGGAGAAGCAGCCUGAUUUUAGGGACCAGUUGGAGCCAGAAGCAAAUGAUGAAACCGAGGAGAACAGCCAAUCAGACAGCAACGAGUUGCAAAAUCAGGAAACCAUCCAGCUGCAACAUGAGGAGAAGGAGACAGAUGGUGCAAAGCUCAGCGAUCUUCAGGUUCGGCUCUCAGAAGCGGAGGAGUCGGUUCGAGGAACUCAGGAGGAUCUGAAAAAAGAGAGGCAGGGUCAUAAAGAAAUUGCUGUUAAACUCACACAGCUCCAGGAGGAGCAUCAGAAAGCCAUGCUCCGACGAGACUUCCAGCUACAGAGUCUGGGUCUCCAGGCGCGGCUUCAGAAGAAGUUGUGGUGCCAGGAGAGGACUCUGCUGGUCCAGGAGUCGCAGCACCUCAAACAGGCCCUUUUACUGCUCAGCCUCAAACUACGCUGCUUCCUCAAACAGUGGAGGCUUGGCUGCAAGAAAGACACAGAGUGGAAGGAUGUCCUGGAGAUAAACAGCCUGAAAGAUCUCUACCUGCUACUGGAAGAGGAGAACCUGCCGAGCCCUACCCACCAGACUGACAAGAGAGCUCCUGCAGACGAACAGCCACUCAGCCCGACUAUAAAGUCGAGCGCUGUGAGCAGCACUUUGGCAGACCUAAAGGUCGCGCUGCAGGACCUAAGCGGAGAGUUGCGACAAGAGAGACAAGGCUCACAGGAACUCACUCAACAGUUCGCAAAGGCCAAGGCAUCAUGGGAAGUGGAGAGGACCGAACUAAAGAGCCUCAUAACACAGCUCGAGACCAAAGCCAGCAAAUCAGCAACAGCCAUGUCCUCCACUGACGCACUGGACCCUCCAGACCUAAAGGUGGCACUGAAGAGGGAACGCGAAGAACAUCAGCAUCUGCUGGCUGAAUCCUACGCAGCAGUGAUGGACCUAACUAAACAGCUCCAGAUCGGUGAGAGGAACUGGGGCAGAGAGAAGCUGGAGCUGCUGGAGAGAUUCAGCCAGGAGAGAGCUCAGUGGGAGCAGCGACUGAGAGAGGCAACUGCGCAGCAGGGGAAGUCAAAGCCACCGAGCGGUGAAUCGUCUCCGGACUCAGUCGUUGCUAACGGAACAGGGUCACCAAGCUCAUUGGUGAAAAGGAUCAAGUCCACGUUAGAGCUGGAGUGCUCGGAGGUCAACGGAACAGCCAAUCAGGGGGAGAAAAUACAGCUUGCUGCCCCGCCUCUUUUCAUUCCCUCUGAUCUGGGCGACAACACCAGAAAAAAUUGGACCUGCCUAACCAAUGAGACCCCUAAGAUCGUUGACACCUGUAAAACAUGGGAUGGUCCCAGCGGCUCCUGCAGUCAAGUAGGAUCACGGCUGGACUUGGAGCCUGUGCAGAGGAGCUACACUGCUCCAGACCGCACCGGCAUCCGGAUCUACUACAGCCCUCCCACCGUGAGACGCACUGAUCACUGGAGAAGGAACCAGGAGGCCGAAGAGCCAGAGCACACUCAGAAUGGGAGCUUCUUGCUGGAGGUGAAUGGCUCAGAUGCCGGCGUAGCUGCAGUGGAAACCCAGGACAUUCAGCGUCAACCUGCAUCCUCCUUUUCGUCCUCCUAUGAGCAGUGGCUGAGCUCCCUGUCCAACCAGCACAGGGAGCUGUUGGAGAGCAGAAGCAGCUGUAUUGCCAGAUCGAUGCCCAGCGUCAUCAGUAACACUGUUAGCGGCUCGGCUAACAAUGUGGUUGAUGGGAUGUCGCCCUCUUCUCCUUAUCACACCCUGGAGAUCGGAGAGAUUUCAGCCAAUUUAAGUGACGACAUGAAGGAAAUGACCAACUGUGUUCGACAGGCCAUUCGCUCUUCAUCUUUGGAGAGAAAAUCUGGCAAGGAACCUGGGAGUCAGGCAGUCGCUGUGUCCACCAGGUCCACACAGACUGCAACCCAAUACGUCAGCAUUGGUCUUCAAACCGAGAACCUUCCCAGCAGCAGAGGCACCGGGUUACAUUCCAAAGUCUGGUCUCCUCGUCCCUCUUCAGGAGCCACUUCCUCUUUGGCAUCCGCAAGAACUCGGCAGAUAUCCACAUCACUCGAUAAAGUUCACAGCCGCAUCGAGAGGCCGUGCUGCUCGCCCAAAUACGGAUCACCAAAACUACAACGCAGAGUGUCUUCUGGCUCUACCUCCAGACUGAAUGAGGCUUCCUCCUCCAGAGACCGCAGCCUAUGGAGCCUCCAGCAGAGACCCAUUGGUGGUGGUGGAGGCUCAGCCUGGGCUCGCUCUACCACCACCCGAGACAGCCCUGUCCUGAGCGGCCUCACUGAUGGCCUCUCCAGCCUAUUCAGUGUCGUGGAACACGCUGGGAGCACAGAGUCCCUGUGGAGAGGUGACGUAGGACCAAGCCAGACUGCCAGCCCAGCUCGGCACCUUCCUGCCGCAGGAAAACCCUCGGGGGUGGCGGUGUGUGGAUCAGACCCCAGUUCUCAGCGGUACGGUGGCGUGGUCCAGGAAUUCUUCAGGAAUGUCUGCAGCAGCCGUAGCCCUGGAGGAGCCCCCCUGUCUGGGGAAAGCGCCCAAAGAGAAUCUCUCGGCAACCUUGGAAGUUUGGGUGUCUUCAGCAGCGUUGAUGAGCCCAAGCCAGAGUGCGUGUCAAUGGCUGUUGGGGGACUUGGCACGCUGGCUGGGUUGGGUGGAGGCAACGACAGCGUGAACAGAAUCGUUAAUAAGAGGUUUAUGAGACAGACAGCUGGGGAGGAGAUGAUCAGCAUCAUGGGAGGAGGCAAGGAAACCGUGAGCAACGCCGUUGCUACUGGAUCAGGGACAGAGGAUGCACCCUGCGACUGCGCUGCCCAGUCUGCCUGCUUUGCCAGACCAUCAAGAGCAUCCACUCGUCACUGCAAGCACCGUCCACAAGAGUCUUUGCCUACAACAGAGGAGAAGGCAGACACCAACAACGAGUGACAACACUACUGCCGCACGCAUACGUACAGAAAGCAAACAACGAUUCUUCACAGACGCUACUGCCAUGAAAACACUCACUGUUGUCACAUCACACACCCCUAAAACCUGCCAUGUAGGCACACUGCCAAACGUAACACACACACUGAUAGCACACUGUAUAGGCUGCUGAAAAAAACCUACUGCCACAUGCGCAUAAAAGAAAUCACACAAACACACCGAGCAAUGCAUCAGUUGUCUUGGACUGUACCAUUCUAAUGCCAAGGACAGGGGGACUAAAACUCCUAAUCAGAUCUAAACAAUACAAGCUACCAGCAGAGCAGAAAAGACACAUGCUUUCAUACAUAACAGAACUAACAAUGACCUAAAGAGACGCUACAAAAUAAAACAAAGAUGUCAGGACUGGAGCUACUAAACACCCCAUCAGAUUUGCACAAUGACAGGUACUACAACAGAAUGGAAGAUCCAACUUGAUGACAUCAACCUGCCACCUUGCUGUUGAGCAAGCAGCCAUUAAGAUAUAAAAACAAUCAAGGUUAAGAAAAUAUGGAAUGAAAGUGCGAAUGUUUCUGUAGGAGACAUACAACCAUAGACAAGAUAUUCUUCACAGAGAUAUUCUGCAUAACUCUGAAACCAUCAGUCUCCGAGAUGCAAUCUGGUUAAGAGCUGUGAUUUCUCCAGAGAUGGUACCUGCAGAGACAGUUACUCACCGAACCUUGUCAUAAACACAUGAAAUUAUCCCGCUUAGAUUGAUUAGCACGGUAACAUUCCACCAAGUGUCUCCAACAUGGAUCUAAAAAAAUUCUGCAUCUGUUUCAAGUCGAGGACUCGUUUACAGCGUUUCCUUCCUAAAGGAAGAACUUAAAGACUGUUGGGCUGCAUAUCUCAGCAUGACUGCACUUAUUGCUAGAAACUUCUUGCUAUAAGUGAUCUCAGAGACGACCUCCUACUAUUUUUUGUUUCUUAGCAAACCUAAGCAACAAAAAUACUCUUAGGCUUGGUUUCCAAAAGAACUUUGGCCACAAAUACCAAGAGAUUUUCUGGCAUUGUAGCCAUAAUUUAAACCUCAUAGAUUAGCGUAGGUUAUUCUCCACAGUCCAGUUGGGAAAUUAUCAUUUGGUUUGACUCUUUUUCCGCAGGCAAAAAAAGUGCCUGUUUGUUAUUAUCGAGAUCUACCUUCGCUGAUGUCAAGAUUCCUCCUUUAACCUUUCAGUGAUGGUAUGAUGAAGACAUGGUGUCCAGUCCCACAGCACACUUUCCCAACACAUUGCAGUUGGUUACACUAACUGGGGACCAUUCCAAAGUCUACGAGCAUGGCAUCAGAUAGAAAUGCUUUUUACACUUAUAUUCGGAGCUAAUAGGCCACAGACGGAGGCAAAACCAUCACAUUAAAUGCAUUCCAUUUUCCUAGCAAAGCAAAUUCAAUCCAUCCAUAUACUAACUGCUGGGUUUUGGAAGGAACCUUUCGAUAAAUCUUUAAAAACGUGAUAUUGAAGCAGCUUCAACAACAGACUAAAGAAUCAGUGAAACAGUGUAGCUGGGCUCAAACUGCUCACUGUCUUUUCUGCAUUCCGUUUUUUUAUUUGAGGUCAUGCUAGAUGUGUGUGGCUGUCAUGUUUUCUGGUUUAUUAGUUCAUAAAUCCCUUUCUGGUGAAGGGCAGAUGUUUUAAAGCCCCCUCAACCUCCUUUGCUCUCUGACACACGCCUGCAUUGCAUUGUAAGGCUGCACUGGUGACGCAGUGUAGAAACCCAUACACGUUUUUUAAAAAUGUAGCAUAAAUGCAGUUUUGUAAACAACAAACUAUCAG
This is a messenger RNA of Pundamilia nyererei, 7939 nucleotides long. It is a transcript of the gene mtcl2, whose product is annotated as microtubule crosslinking factor 2. Gene Ontology annotation, biological process: regulation of autophagy. The record is from RefSeq and is a predicted model, not a curated record. The transcript is spliced from 24 exons. The coding region runs from base 378 to 6134 and encodes 1918 amino acids. Lineage: Eukaryota; Metazoa; Chordata; Actinopteri; Cichliformes; Cichlidae.